This is a messenger RNA of Trachymyrmex cornetzi, 1823 nucleotides long. RefSeq names its product UDP-glucuronosyltransferase 2B17-like. The coding region runs from base 99 to 1733 and encodes 544 amino acids. The transcript has 6 exons. The record is from RefSeq and is a predicted model, not a curated record. Gene Ontology annotation, molecular function: UDP-glycosyltransferase activity. NCBI's taxonomy places the organism in Eukaryota, Metazoa, Arthropoda, Insecta, Hymenoptera, Formicidae.
AAUAAAGACAAGAGGAAAUACACCAAAAUAUACUGAGGCAUUUAAUCUUGUGAUUUGAUUUAAAGAUUACGUAGAAGACUUUCAAGUUUGCCACAACAAUGUCGAGUUGUUUCAUUUUGUUGCUCCACCUUGUGUGUUGUAUUUUAAUCGGUCUCGUGACAACAUCGAAACCAUUAUCAAUUUUAUUAAUAGAGCCUCUUCCAUCGCCCAGCCAUCAUGUCUGGACGACGAAUUUGAUUAAAGGAUUGCUCCGCAAAGGCCAUCAUGUACACGUAGUGAGCACACAUGAGACUAAGAUCAAAGAUAAACUUGCGCAGAACUUGACGUACGAUGUAUUCGAUGGUUUGAUGAAAGUAAUGGAAGAAUCUGAAGGGGAUUAUGAUCCGGUUAAAUGGGAACGGUAUAGCGCACUUUAUAUGAUAUAUUCUGCAUAUCAUCAAUGGGGAAUUCAUGUAUGUGACACAGUAAUAAAAACUAAAGCAGCGAAAAAGCUUUUGGAAAUGAUCAAGACAGUCGAGUUUGAUAUUAUAUUGCAGGAUAUUACAUUAAAUGAAUGUUUAUACGGAUUGUGGGAGAUUGCUAAAGGUAAACCACCCAUAGUAGGAUAUAUUCCGUAUGGCCCUGUACCUUGGCUCAAAGAUUUUAUCGGAGGUCCAAGUUAUCCAACUGUUCGACCUUAUCCAUAUUUACCCAUUGCGAAACCCAUAGGUUUGUGGCAGAGAACAUGGAAUACUGUAUGUUUUACUGUUGAUGAUUUCAUACGACAUUAUUAUUUCUUGUCUAUUAUGCAACGGCUUGCUGAGAAAUACGUAGGCCACACAAUUAGACCAUUACAUGAAAUAGAAAAAGACAGUAUUAAUAUUGUACUACUCAAUAGUCAUCCUGCAUUCGACCAUGGGAUUCCAUUGCCUCCGAACACUUUAGAGAUUGCAGGACUGAAUGCUCAGGCCAUAAAACCGAUUGAUGGCGAAAUAGUCGUAACAUAUCCCGAGGAUAUGCGCGAAUUCCUUGAUGGAGCAAAAAAUGGAGUCAUCAUAAUAUCGUUAGGAACAAACGUGAAAUGGAAGUCUAUCGGAUUAGACAAAGUUAAGGCUGUUUUAUUGGCUCUGUCGAAAUUAAAACAACGAGUAUUAUGGAAGCUAGAUAUUGAAGUGCCAUUUGAAAUACCGGAUAAUCUGAUGAUUGUAAAAUGGAUGCCGCAACGCGAAGUUUUAUCUCAUAAGAAUAUCAGAGCAAUUUGGACUCAUGGUGGUCUUCUCAGUAUACAGGAAGCCAUUUGGAAAGGUGUACCAAUGAUUGUAAUGCCUUUCUUUGUAGACCAAAAAUGCAAUGCACAAAAAGUAGUAGCUAAGGAUGCUGGAGUAUACUUAGAUGUUAAAACACUGUCCACGCAGACUGUAUUACAUGCAGUGGAAGAAAUACUUUACAAUGAAAGAUAUACAAGAAACAUGAAACAAUUAUCUAGUGAAUUCCGAGAUCGACCAAUACCGCCGUUAGAUUUAGCUAUUUGGGGCAUUGAAUAUGCAGUCCGCCAUCCAAAUGGGACUUUAAUAACUCCACUUAGGUAUCAAAGCUGGAUGGAACAAAAUCUAAUCGAUGUUUAUGCAUUUUUAUUCUUUAAUUUUACUGUAAUAUUGUUAAGUAUAUUCUUAACAAUAAAAAUAUUUAUUAAGUUUUAUUAUCGUAUAUAUACCAUAUUUAACAACAAAUUAUACAAAAGGAAACAGGCUUGAAAGAGAAUGAGAAAGAGAGUUACUUGUAAAUAUCGACAGGCACUGCAUGUAUAUAUAUGUACGGUAAAUAUACAGAUCAGGGGACCCCCC